AUGGCGAAUGAGGAUGCUGCUGGUGUUCAGGUCUACAAAAGACUGGUGGACGACCUCUUAAAUCGCGCCGCGAAGGCCAAACCCGACAAGCAGAUCGAACCCCCCCUGACCGAAACGCACCUGGGCGAGUCGAUUUGGCAACUACCGUCAGAGGCUAAUAAGGCUACGCAAGGCAUGAGCCAGCAGACGAAGUUUGCGGCCGUUGAAAUCGCGUUCCGCGAGAAGUUCUAUCGUGUCUUGGCCUCGACUUCCAUCGACGAUCCUGCCUUUAUCCAAAUCUGGAAUCUCCUUGACGUUGUCUCAAUCUUCUCCGAUAACGAACAAUGCGAACCCGGCCUGAUCUUCUGGCUCAUCGAAGAGCUGUUGGAUAGCCAGACUAUUGAUGGCUGUCGGAAGGUGUUUGACUACUUGGAGUCACGACGAGAGAGGAACACCAAGAGACACUUUAAACAGAAAAGCUUGGUCAUUCUACGAUCAUGUAACGAGCUUCUUCGCCGACUGUCGCGUGCAGAGGAUACAGUGUUCUGUGGCAGGGUGUUUAUCUACCUCUUCCAAAGCUUCCCACUGGGAGAUAAGAGUUCGGUCAAUCUUCGCGGCGAAUUCCAUUCGGAGAAUAUCACCACUUUUGACGAUAUUACGAAGGAAUCCAGUGAGACGCAGGAGCAAGAUACACCUAUGAUUGAAGGGGCCGAUGCCUCGAAACCUGGCGAGACAGAGUCCCAGACUCCAUCUGAGCAAACAUCACAAGUUCCCGCGGUCGUCGUUUCCACAGACGAUCAGAAGAAGCCACACGAUGUCGAUUUGAACGCGCUUUACCCGCUUUUCUGGAGCCUUCAAGCUUAUUUCUCCUCACCGAGCAAUAUGUUCGACGCUCAACGCUUCGCAUCAUUCAAAACUGGACUGGAAGCUACGCUGGUCGCCUUCAAGAACAUUAACACCGAAAUGGAAAAUGAGAGAUCUGCUCGAGCUUCAGAAGAUGCCCGCAAGUCGAACAAGCGCAAGCGCGUCGAGGGUAGCACUGAAGUCGCUACCAGCUUCAAUCCGAAAUACUUGACCAGCCGAGAUCUGUUUGACCUAGAAGUCAGUGAUACUGCCUUCCGGCGACAUGUUCUCGUACAAGCUCUUAUCCUUCUCGACUUCGUGCUUUCUCUCACACCAAGUUCUAAAUCUCGCCUUGCCGAUGCAACGAACAAGUCCGUUCUGUACGGAUUUACCCUGAACGAUGAGGACGCCAAGUGGGCGACCAGCAUGAGGAAAAGCAUUGAGGAAUACCUGCGAGGCGGGCCGGGAGGACAAUUCUACUAUCGCAUGGUGGAUACAGUCCUGUCUCGAGACAAAAACUGGGUUCGGUGGAAAGCCGAGGGCUGUCCGUUGAUUGAACGCCCAGCUAUCUCGUCGGCGGAGUAUACGGCUUCGCGUGAGAAUGCUGUCAAGGCUUAUGCCAACAAACGCCUUCGUCCGUCGCCGAUGGGCUCGCUUGAUCUGAAAUUCCUUUCCGACACCGAGGCUUUGGCCAAUAUGGAUCGUCUCAAGGAAUCAGAUCGCUACAGCAUUCCGUCAGCGGAAACGUUCCUGAAGGGCAUUAUGGACGAUGAAAUGGACAUCGAUAUGGCGAUGACUGACGAAGACAAGGUGAUUGCCGAGGGGGCUAAAGCCAGCAAGUCCUGGCGGAUAUUGCGUCUCUCCGCGAAAGGAAAAUUCGCUACAUUCGACAAGAUUGGCAGUGAUGGGAAUGGUUUACAAGUCUUGUUCGAAAGCCCCACAGAAAGUAAGGAGAACGAGCAAACUGCUUCCGGCGACGCCCGGGACCUCCCCCAGACUCUCGAUGGACCUCAGGACCUGCCUGCUGGAACCAACGAGGCCGUGAACGGCAAAGAGUCGACUGGCGAUCAAGAGCAGGGUGAAACCAAGGAGCCUACUGAGCGUCAAGACGAGAAUGCUCCUCUUGGCCAACCUGAGAGUGGUCGGGAGCUUCCCACUCAAGAUGGCGCUGAGGGCACCAACGGCCAAGACAUGCAAGUUGACGAAAGCGACGUCAUCGGCCAAAAGCAACAAGACCUGAGCACUCAUGACAACGGAGAGACCCUUGCCACUUCUAGCGCCACGAAAGAGGACCCUGCUACCAACUCUGCCACCUAA
Penicillium bovifimosum is the source of this 2139-nucleotide messenger RNA. RefSeq names its product THO complex subunit THO1/HPR1. NCBI's taxonomy places the organism in Eukaryota, Fungi, Ascomycota, Eurotiomycetes, Eurotiales, Aspergillaceae. The record is from RefSeq and is a predicted model, not a curated record. Gene Ontology annotation, cellular component: THO complex part of transcription export complex. Gene Ontology annotation, biological process: regulation of DNA-templated transcription elongation; mRNA export from nucleus. The transcript is spliced from 4 exons. Bases 1 to 2139 code for a protein of 712 amino acids.